GGGAGGGUGCUGACUCCAAGGCCCCAGAGUCCUUGCACAGAGCAGCUGCCCGCCUGACUGCCCAGUCCCCCAGCAAAGCAACUGAAAUAGAGGCAGCGGUUUAGAUCCCGUGGCUCCAUCCAGCCUUCCACGCGGCCACUGAAGAUGGCCCUGCAGCUCCUGAUCCAUGUGGCCUUCCUCAGGCUCAGCGCCACCGCCGGGCCCUCGGUCCAGGGGCGGGACUUUAGAACACCGGCAGUUGCCUGGCCAUCCUACUUCGACCUCAACUGGCCCCAGGAGGUUCAGGAAACCAUCCAGAUUCCGAACAACGGGAGCGCGCCCCUGCUCGUGGACGUGCGGGUGUUUGUGUCCAACGUGUUUAACGUGGACAUCCUGCGGUACACAGUGUCCUCCAUGCUGCUGCUUCGGCUGUCCUGGCUGGACACUCGCCUGGCCUGGAACGCGAGUGUGCGCCCACGGCGUGCAAUCACACUGCCCUGGGACUCACUCUGGACUCCAGGACUCACCAUCCAGGAGGCGCUCUGGGUGGACUGGCAGGAUCAGAGCCCGAGGGCCCGAGUGGACCCCGACGGCCACGUUGACCUGUACUUGACCCUCACCACCGAGACCAACUGUGAUUUUGAGCUCCUCCACUUCCCCAGGGACCAGAGCGACUGCAACCUCAGCUUCUACGCUCUCGGCAACACUGCCCUGGAGCUGGAGUUCCGGGCGCACGCGGUGAACGAGAUUGUGAGCGUCAAGAGGGAAUACGUAGUUCGGGAUCUGAAAACCCAAGUCCCACCCCAGCAGCUGGUGCCCUGCUUCCAGGUGACGGUGAGUCGCGGCGCGGCUGACAGAGGGCUGAUGGGGCGUCACGUGUGCAGUCAGAGGCCAUGGUGUCACCGUGCAAGUGCCCAAGCCCCCCUGUACACGCCCUCCUCCCCCCCAAAGCCCCAACUUCCUUCCUACCAGCUGCGCCUGCAGAACACAGCGCUGAAGGCCAUCAUAGCUCUGCUGGUACCUGGGGAGGCCCUGCUGUUGGCUGACACGUGCGGGGGGCUACUGCCCCUCCAGGCCACCGAGCGCAUUGCCUACAAGGUGACCCUGCUGCUGGGCUACCUGGUCUUCCACUCCUCCCUGGUGCAGGCCCUGCCCAGCUCCUCCUCCUGCAACCCACUGCUCAUUUACUACUUCACUGUGCUGCUGCUGCUGCUCUUUGCCAGCACCAUGGAGACCGUGCUGCUGGCCGCGCUGCUGGCCCGGGGCGACCUCAGGGCCAAGAGCGGCCCCAGCCCAACCCCUAGAGCGGAGCAGCACGGUCACGGGGACUCAGAGCCAAAUCCUGAAGGAGCCCCCAGAGUGAAGGGGUCGAGGAGGAGCCAGGCCGAGGCUGCUGAUCACGUCUUCUUCCUGGUGUAUGUGGUGGGGGUAGUGUGCAGCCAGUUUUUCUUCAUCGGGCUCUGGAUGUGGGCGACGUGCAAGUCUGACCCAGCUCCCGGCAAGGCCGUGCCCCAUGGCGGGCAGCCCAGGCUGUGACAGCCGAGGGCCCGGGGCUGCGCACCCAGGGGAAGGGCCAUGACAGCGUCUCUGGAGAAAGGAGGAGGUCAACUCUUCUCCGAAGCCCGGAGGAUCCCAGGCCACCCUGAGUUCUCCCUUCUGAUAGCCGUGAAA
Messenger RNA from Panthera uncia (snow leopard), 1650 nucleotides. RefSeq names its product zinc activated ion channel (gene ZACN). NCBI's taxonomy places the organism in Eukaryota, Metazoa, Chordata, Mammalia, Carnivora, Felidae. Gene Ontology annotation, molecular function: neurotransmitter receptor activity; transmembrane signaling receptor activity; extracellular ligand-gated monoatomic ion channel activity. The coding region runs from base 145 to 1515 and encodes 456 amino acids. The transcript has 8 exons. The record is from RefSeq and is a predicted model, not a curated record. Gene Ontology annotation, biological process: signal transduction; nervous system process; monoatomic ion transmembrane transport. Gene Ontology annotation, cellular component: synapse; membrane; neuron projection.